AUGUCCUUUUAUCCUGAUCAAAAUUACUACAGCCCAGCCCAGCGAACCCAACAACCGUCGUUCCCUCCGCAACACCAGAAUUAUGGGAAUAUCCCCCCUCCCUAUCAAACAUAUCAUGGCACUCCUCCAUACUAUCCCCAGCAGAACGGCUACAGAAGUCAGUUCCCUCAAGGAUUACCUCCUGGACCGCCUCCUGGACCUCCACCUCCAUUCCCUCCUCCUCAUUCGCAAUUCAACGGUUACGGACCACCUCAACCACCUUUCAACGCGCCACCUCGACCACCUCCGCUUAAUCUAGAUGCGUAUGGCUUCCCCCUCAAACAAUUCGGUAACAUCAAUCGAUCGGCACGACCUGGCCCUCCACCGCCGACUGCGCCCCAACAAUUCGGCAACGGCGCUCCGCAAGGCUACAAAUUCCAGUAUUCCAAUUGUACCGGACGUCGCAAGGCCUUGCUCAUCGGAAUCAAUUACUUUGGCCAAAAGGGCGAGCUGAGGGGUUGUAUCAAUGAUGUACACAAUGUAUCGGCCUUUCUCGUCGAACGCUACAAUUACAAACGAGAAGAUAUGGUUAUUCUAACAGAUGACCAAUCUAACCCAAUUAUGCAUCCAACAAAAGCGAACAUAAUCGCAGCUUUUGAGUGGCUAGUCAAGGAUGCGCGCCCUCAUGACUCGCUUUUUCUUCAUUACUCAGGGAAGUUGACUAUUCUUUUAUCCCUAGAUGAUGGGUUUGACGAUGUCAUAUAUCCGGUUGAUUGGCAGCGAGCAGGUCACAUCGUUGAUGAUGAGAUACAUUGGCGCGUUGUACGGCCGCUCCAACCAGGAGUCAGGCUGACUUCAAUCUUCGACUCCUGCCAUUCUGCUACUGCAAUGGAUCUUCCUUAUGUUUACUCUACCAAGGGAGUUCUGAAGGAGCCAAAUCUAGCCAAGGAAGCUGGUCAAGGGUUGCUCGGCGCUUAUGCUGCGUAUUUGAAGGACGACGUCGCAGGCAUUGCCAGUAGCAUUCUCAAUUUCACCAAGUCGGCUCUCAAUGGAAAUGAGGGUUAUCAAAAAACCAUCGAGACUCGGACAUCUCCAGCAGAUGUUGUUAUGUGGGCAGGUAGCAAGGAUGACCAAACAUCUGCCGAUGCAACUAUUGAUUCUAAAGCUACCGGUGCAAUGUCGUGGGCAUUUAUCACUGCCCUGAAUUCUAAGCCCCAACAAAGCUAUGUUGAGCUUCUCAAUAAUAUUCGGAAUCUUCUGGAGCCAAAUUAUACCCAAAAGCCUCCGCUGUCUUGCAGCCAUCCGCUAGGUGAGGCCUUCCUGUGUAGGGGUCCAUAUGUUUCUCUAACUGUUUGGGUAGAUACCGAUCUUCUUUUUGUAAUGUAGUAAUCGGGUGUUGACUUCUAGCUACUGUGGAAAUGCCCGCAGUGACGGUGCAAGGCCAAAAUCGACAUCAGUCAUGUGCACUGACGUUCCAAGAUGAAUCAAAAACAAGUUACCUAGACCAUUACUUAAAGCCCUAGCAAAUUAACACACCUGGUUAACUUCGCCUAUAGUACCUAUCC
This is a messenger RNA of Ilyonectria robusta, 1544 nucleotides long. Its product is annotated as metacaspase. Gene Ontology annotation, biological process: proteolysis. Bases 1 to 1365 code for a protein of 454 amino acids. Gene Ontology annotation, molecular function: cysteine-type endopeptidase activity. Lineage: Eukaryota; Fungi; Ascomycota; Sordariomycetes; Hypocreales; Nectriaceae. The transcript has 3 exons. The record is from RefSeq and is a predicted model, not a curated record.